CUGAACAAAUGAAUAUCUAAGGUUUUAAAAUUUCAUACGUUUUUUGACCAAGAGUUGCUACACCAUCAAAAUGAAAUAUUCAUUGUAUAUUAGUUCCAUCUGUUUCCUUUGGGGUUUAACAGCUUCUGGUAGCAUAAAACCAAGGAUAAUUGGUGGAAUUUCGGCUUACGCAGGACAAUAUCCUUAUGCAGCAGCCAUUAAUGUGCAAACAGGAACCAGUAAGUUCUUUUGUGGUGGUACCCUUAUUGACAGUCAAUGGGUUCUUACAGCUGGCCAGUGUGUGGAUGGAGCUAUUUUAUUCACUAUACAGCUAGGUUCGCACAAACUCGAGGGUGACGAUCCGUACAGAGUAACUGUAGCAACAUCUCACUCUGUUCUUCACCCCGACUAUAAUCCUCUGACGCUGGAAAAUGAUAUAGGACUCAUCGAACUUCGAAUCCCAGUAGAAUAUUCUCACACUCUGAACAAAAUCACAUAUUUCGCCUUUAAUAUUACUGAACCCAGAGACAUGUGGGCAAUUGGGUGGGGUCAAAUAAGCGAUGACAGUCCUGAACUUGACAAUGAAUUGCAAACUGUCGAUGUUGCGCCUUUAACUACCGAAGAGUGCAGAAUUUAUUAUGGGAACCAAAUAAGCGACAAUACAGUUUGUGUAGAAGGAAAUUACAAUGAAGGAACCUGCUACGGCGAUACUGGUAGUCCACUUGUCGUAGAUCUUGGUCGUGGUUACAAGUCUGUUGGUGGUGUAGCAAGUUUCGUUAGCGGCAAUGGUUGUGAAAGUACUGAACCAUCAGGAUAUCUAAGAACUGCACCAUAUGAAUCUUGGAUAAAAAAUGUCACUGGUCUUUAAUUUUUAAUGUAUUAUGUGCAUGUUCCGGGGAAUGAUAAGUGAAUAUUUGUAGGAAUUUAAAGGUUAAGUUUAGAUAUAAAUGUAUCAUAAAUAACUAUUAAAGUUAUAAAAUAUACUGCAUGUGAUAGAUGUG
Molecule: messenger RNA, 980 nt
Organism: Zophobas morio
Lineage: Eukaryota; Metazoa; Arthropoda; Insecta; Coleoptera; Tenebrionidae
Product: brachyurin-like
Exons: 6
Coding region: 71-847 (258 amino acids)
Biological process (GO): proteolysis
Molecular function (GO): serine-type endopeptidase activity
Source: RefSeq, a predicted model, not a curated record